Molecule: messenger RNA, 849 nt
Organism: Brugia pahangi
Lineage: Eukaryota; Metazoa; Nematoda; Chromadorea; Rhabditida; Onchocercidae
Source: the annotation of a GenBank genome assembly
AUGAAUCCAUUGUGUUUACAGUUGGAAACAACUACUAGUUCCGAAUCAGAAAAUGUGAAACAGCCAUGCUUGGCAGCACUCGGUUACCACUUUGAUAAUCAAGGUGUUAUGAGAGAUAAGGAUAAGAAAAGAUAUGAAUUCAUUGAUCAAAAAAGUUAUGAAAAGAUCGGUUUAGCCAUCACUGAAGAGAUUUAUCGAAUAAUGGAAAAUCCGCCUUAUAAUAUGGAAAGGCACUAUCUGGACGAUACAAACAAGAAAAGAAGCGCAUUCAUAUUUCUUAGCAAAGAUUGGUAUGAGAAAGAAAAUCUUGUUGUACUUAUACAUGGCAGUGGUUCUGUUCGUGCAGGACAGUGGAGUAGAAAACUUAUAAUGAAUGAAAAUUUAAAUAUGGGCUCACAGUUGCCAUAUUUGCGAAUAUGUAAAAGGCGGGAUUGGGGAGUGGUUGUGAUGAACACUAAUAUGAACAUAACUAACAACGAUCCUAUUGAAUUACUGCCAGAAAGUAGGACCCCCCUAGAACAUGUGGUUGCACAUAGUGCAGGUGGCAGUGUUGUCGCUGGCAUUAUAGAAAAUUACUGGUCAGAGGAAUGGAUGAAGAGACUUAAAUGUGUAUGUCUUACGGAUGCUGUGUUUACGUUACCAUCUGUAAGUGCUAUGGAUUGGUUACCAGCAAUACAAUACUGGCGAGCAACUCUGCAGACUGAAAUUGGGCUUCAAAUAAACAACACUACGAUACAUGGAAAGCAUCCUUAUGUAACUUAUGUUAGUGCGGGAACUAAUCAACAUGAAGAAACUUCGGCCGUAGCAAUUGAAGACAUCUUCCGAUUUAUUGAUAGUUACUUUGUAUGA